UAUCUCUGUUUAUUGUUUAUCAGUGUUUAUCUGUGUUUAGUGUUUAUCAGUGUUUAGUGUUAAUGUUAAAAACCGGAAAUGGACCAAAAAACGGAAACGAAAAAAAAGGAAUUUGAACAAAAAAUGAGAAUUUUAAAGUUUAAAAAACCGGAAUCAGACAAACAGAAAGAGGAAAUUGAUAAACAAAAUGAGGAUUAAAAGUUUCAAAAAACCGGAAACGGGCAUUUUUAAAGCAUAAAAAGGACCAAAAAAACGCAAAAGUUCUCAUUUCAGUUCACAAAAAACCGGAAACGGAUAAAAAACGGAAACUCAGUAAAAAGAGGAAACCUAUCAACAAAAUGAGAUUUUAAAAGUUUUUUAAAAACGGAAACGAUAAAAAAAUGUGCGGAAAUGGAUCAAAAAAGGGGAAACCGAUCAAAUAUAAAUAUUGGGAAACGGAUAAAAAAUAUCCGAAAAUCCCUAGAAUUUUAAGGGAUGAUUGAAAUUAACCCUCAUAUAGUUGAAAAAGGAAGCAAAGUGAGAGACAAACCAACGGCACAAAUGGAAAAAGUUAGUCGUAGAUAUGAAAAUUGAUAAUCUAUAUAAUAAAGGUCUUCGCUUAUAUAGAUAUAUUUGUAUGUUAGCUUUAUCUGGUUAAACGGCUGAAACGAAAGGGCUGACAUUUUUUGAGGAAACCCAUGGGUAGCCGGGGGCUAAAAAAUUCAAGGUUUUUUUUAAAUCGAAGUUUUUUUCUUCAAAAAUAAUUUUUUUAAUUGGAUUCCAAGGGCAAUAUUGGGCACCUAAACUGUAGUAAAUGAUCGAUUAAUUAUCAUUCCAUAGAAAUCAAGCCACCAUCAAAAAUGAUUAUAAUUAUAGGGACGAAAAUGAAAUAACUUAUAUACAUUUCAAAUAUUGAUGAUGCUUCUGAACUAUUUUUUGCUCUGUCCUUUUCCCGGUCUUUUGUUUGUUAGUUUGAAAUGUUUUUUUUUUUUUACUUUUUAUUGAUUAAUGUCGGUGUCAUGAUUUUUUUUCGGUCUCAAGUGUUAAAUUUCAAAGUUGUAUCUCAGAAAUUCUAAACGGUAUUCAUUCAUUUACGCGUUGAUAUCACCAAUGUUGCUGUGAUAUACCCAGGGUAGCUCAAGAUUAGACCCGGGGCUAACCCUAAUCCAGAUGAAGAGAUCUAAUGCCCAGGGUUUUUGCUGUGUAUGCUGUAUGAUGAGAUAUAUUCAGGAUUUCAUCAGACUAUAGUUCUCAUCACUUCUCCUUGGGGCAUUUGUAAUAUAAUGUGCUACCAAGAGCAAUACAAUCUUUAUUAUCUAUGUUUCGUUAUCUAUUUUAUCUAUGUUCAUGUUAACCCUGACCGGCCAUUUUCUCAUUCAUUAAAUAUAAAGUUUCAGAAAGAAUGGAUAAACUUUAAGACGGAAAAAAAGAUGGGAAAAAAAGAUUAAAGAAGAGAUUCGGGAAGAGGUUGAACAAGAACUUCUUCCAACCUCUACUGAAGAUACUGAAGAUACUGAAGAGGAUACAUGUUCUGAUGAAGAUGUGAAAAUUGAAAGUCAUUUUUUCAUCCUCAAAAAUCCUACAAGAGAUGAAAGCUGAAAAUUUCAAGAUGGAAAUUGACAUAGAGGAGACUGGUAUCAAAGAAGAGAAUGAGGAAGAAAUCCUUCCAUCCUCUACUGUAGAGGAAACAUGUACUCUGUACAUAAAAGAAGAAGAUGUUAAGACUGAAUCUAAAGAUGAACCCAUGAACAAUGAAGAAGAUCCUCUCCGAUUUGAUUCAAAAAUAAUCACGAAGAGUAAUUUUGAAGAAAGAAACUUCCCUUGUGAUUUAUGUGAUUACGUUGCAAUAUCCUCAAAUAGUCUUAAAAAGCACAUCGAAAGUAAACAUGAAAGCAUGAGAUAUCCUUGUGAUAAAUGUGACUACACUGCAUCUAGAGUGAGUGAUCUAAAAAAGCAUGAUAAAAUAAAACAUGAAGUAGUGAAAUAUCCCUGUGGCGAAUGUGAGUUUAGCGCAGCUACAAAAGUGGGCCUAAUAAAACAUUCUGAGAGGAAACAUAAAGGGAUUAGAUAUCCUUGUGUUCAAUGUGACUUCACUGCAACUUUUGCUUCUGGCCUCAAGGAACAUACUAAGAGUAAACAUGAAGGAGUAAGAUUUCCUUGUGAUAAAUGUGAGUACUCCGCAACUACAGCAAGAUAUCUUAAAAAGCAUAUGAAGAGUAAGCAUGAUGGAGUGAGAUAUCCUUGCGAUAAAUGUGAAUUUGCUUCAACCAGGCAAAGUUUUCUCAAAGAGCACAUUAAGAUUAAGCACGAAGGAGUAAGACAUCCUUGUGAUAAAUGUGAGCACUCUGCAACCACCCUAAGCCAUCUGAGAGAACAUAUUAAGAAAGUACAUGAAAAACUGAGAUAUCCUUGCGAUAAAUGUGAAUUUGCUUCAACUAGACAAAGUCUCCUCAAAGAGCACAUUAAGAUUAAACACGAAGGUGUGAGAUAUCUUUGUGAUUUAUGUGAUUACGCAGCAAUUUCUAUAAUAAAUCUUAAAAAACAUAUUGAAAGUGAACACGAAGGCGUGAGUUAUCCUUGUGAUAAAUGUAAGUACACAGCAACAUGCACUAAAACUCUAAAUAGUCAUAUAAAGAUUAAACAUGAAGGAGUGAGAUAUCCUUGUGAUAAAUGUGAGUACGCUGCAACAACUCGAACUCAUCUUAAAAGACAUAUUGGAAGAAAACACGAUGGAAUAAGAUAUCCCUGUAAUAAAUGUGAGUACACUGCUAGUGCAAUAAGUGAUCUUAAAUUUCAUAUCAAGAAUAUACAUGAAGGAGUAAGAUAUUCCUGUGUGAUGUGUGAGUACGUUGCAAAGACAGCAAGUGACCUUAAAAGGCAUGUUGAAAGUAAACAUGAAGGAGUGAGAUAUCCCUGUGAAAAGUGUGAUUAUGUUGCAACUACGAAAAAAUGCCUUAAGAUACACAUCCAGGGUAAACAUGAAGGAUUAAGGUAUCACUGUGAUAAAUGUAAUUUCACUGCUGCAACGAAAGGUAAUUUAAGAACACAUAUUAAGAUUAAUCACGAAGGUGUGAGGCAUCAUGGUGAUAAAUGUGAGUUCACAGCGAAAACGUUAGGGAGUCUUAUAACACAUUUAAAGAGUAAACACGAAUAAGUGAGAUAUCCCUGUGAUAGAUGUGAAAACAAACAAACUAGUGCAAUUUUCAUUGGUGGAUUUGGUUCAACCAGUCAUGACGCAUUUUUACCCAUCUGGAAGCAAUCGAAAAUUUGAUAAAUAUUGAGUUUCCUGGUGUUUCAUGGCAAAGCACUGGCGCAUUUCUAAUUUGAAAUUUAAUUUUUUACAACAUUGUUUUAUUUAUUGUUUUAUUUUAAUCCUCUGCGGAUUGGAUGAAAGAAAACCAAGAAGAGGAAACUAGAUGGAGUGAGAUAUCCAUGCGAUAAAUGUGAAUAUGCUACACCUUUCGCACAUAGUCCCAAAGAAAAUAUUGCGACUAUACAUGAAGGAGUGCGAUAUCCUUUUGACAAAUGUGGGCAUUCUGCAACUACAGCAAUUAAUUUAAGAACUCAUAUUGAGAGGUUUCUUGAGGGAGUGAGAUAUCCGUGUGAUAUAAUGCGAUUUCGAUUUAACUCGAGCUUAUGGUCUAAAACUUCAUAUUGAGAAUAAACAUAAAGGAGUAAGAUAUACUUAUGUUAAAUGUGAGUAUCCUGCAACUACACCAAGAUGUCUAAAAAGGCAUAUUGAGAGUAAACAUAAAGGAAUUAAAAGACAUCCUUGUGAUCAAUAAUAUUCUGCAAAUAAAGCAUCCCGGUUAAGGAAACAUAUGUGGAGUAAACACUAAGUUAAUAUCUACGGCCCCUAGAUAAAAUAUUGUAUCUAGGCGACGGCCACAUGCUAUUUAAAAAUAAUGCUGUAUUGAAAAAAGUUUAUUAUUGUUCAACAAUUUUAUUCUAUUUCUUUUGCAGA
Molecule: messenger RNA, 3943 nt
Organism: Eurytemora carolleeae
Lineage: Eukaryota; Metazoa; Arthropoda; Copepoda; Calanoida; Temoridae
Product: zinc finger protein 142
Exons: 3
Coding region: 1568-3133 (521 amino acids)
Biological process (GO): regulation of gene expression
Cellular component (GO): nucleus
Source: RefSeq, a predicted model, not a curated record